Molecule: messenger RNA, 1241 nt
Organism: Guillardia theta CCMP2712
Lineage: Eukaryota; Cryptophyceae; Pyrenomonadales; Geminigeraceae
Exons: 15
Coding region: 66-1136 (356 amino acids)
Cellular component (GO): cytoplasm; eukaryotic translation initiation factor 3 complex
Molecular function (GO): translation initiation factor activity
Source: RefSeq, a predicted model, not a curated record
AGAAAUCUGAAAGCCAGUGAACGUAUACUUCAACCGUUGCGAGUUCAUCACCUUCCUUGGACAAGAUGAGUGAUCUUGAUGAUUGGGAGAACGCCGACGAAGAUGACAUUCAACUUCAGAAGAAGCCUGACGAAGAUGAAUGGUCUGACAAGGAAGAGGAGGAGGAGGAGGACCCUGAUGAGAAAAUGGCGAAGUUGAGAGAGGAGAAGGCAAAACUCCUUGAGAGGCUGAGCGAGAUCGACGACAUCCUCCCCAAAGAACUCCCCAAGGAGAGCUCCAAGAAGGGGAAGGCUACCAAGAGGCUGAUCAAGGAGAAGGAGGAGGAAGAGAAACGCCGCGCUGAAGAGAUGACGAAGAGUGAGGCCCAGGUCUCCUUGCAGCGCAAGAUUGAAGAGAGUGACUUUGAGAACGCUCAAGACAUGUUUGGCAGUGGAGGCAAGGCACAAGAAGGAACAUCUGACAGUGGCCGGUUUGAGAGUUGGAAUCUCUCCUGCAACUCCAAGCAGAAGGACGUCGAGGAGUUUGCUGAGUACACCGCUGCCAAGAUCAUCAAGUUUCAGGAUGAGUUCCUCUACCUCGCUCUUAUUCGCAAGCUCCUUCAGGAGACGACCAAGUCGAUUGACUCCAACCAGGUCAAGGAGCUCAUGCUUGUCUUGACCAAGGGGCGAGAGGACUUCAACGUCGCUGAUCUUCUCAGAUACCUCAUCCGUGAUGCCGACAAGGACCUGAGCGAGGCUGACAUUGAGGAUAUGUUGAACAAGGAGCUCAAGAUUGAAGAGAAGGCUCUUGCCUCCAAGAGCCGCAGCAAGGCCCCUGAGAAGGUGAAGCUGACCGCAAGGCAGCUGCUGAUGAAGGUGCUCCUGCACGACCUUGUUAGAGACUGCAAGCCCGAGGAAGUCCUCAGGAUCAUCGAGGAGGGCUGCGGGUUGACCCUCACCAGGGAGCAGCAGGGCAAGAUCGCCCACAAGAAGGCUGAGCUGCAAGGAGACCCGAGCGCGCAGAAGCAGGCGGGCAAGGGCUCUGCCCGCGUCGCAGACCACAAGAGCAUGUCUAUGUACGAUGCCUUUGGUACUGGAGGAGGAGAGGACUGGGGAGGCGGUGGUGGCACUCGAGGAGACGACUAUGAUUUCAUGUAAAGCCAGCAAACAGUCCACGACGAGGUUCGGAAGAGGUUUGACUGGCCACUUGUGGUCCUUUAUGAUCAGGAUCUUAAUUACAUAUGAUUGCAUUUGGAGUAGUUC